Messenger RNA from Jaculus jaculus (lesser Egyptian jerboa), 1180 nucleotides. RefSeq names its product sushi domain containing 3 (gene Susd3). The transcript is spliced from 5 exons. Gene Ontology annotation, cellular component: plasma membrane. The record is from RefSeq and is a predicted model, not a curated record. The coding region runs from base 4 to 789 and encodes 261 amino acids. NCBI's taxonomy places the organism in Eukaryota, Metazoa, Chordata, Mammalia, Rodentia, Dipodidae.
AAGAUGCGCGGGCUGGCCGCGACCCUCCGCGGCCGGGCGAAGCCCCGGGGACGGGCCGGGAGCACCACGCUUGCCCCGGGGAACCGUCCAGGCACAUGCACUCUCCUGCAGCCGCCCCCACGGGGCACCUUGCAAAUCCUCCGUGGAAAUGGCACUUCUGUGGGGACUGUGCUUGUGUUCCACUGUCCCUCUGGCCACCAGAUGAUAGGGUCCGGACUCCUCACCUGCGCCUGGACGGGAAGCCUCGCUGAUUGGUCUUCAGGGAUCCCGUUGUGCAAAGCCGUGCCACCACACGAGACGUUCGGCUUCAGGGUGGCGGUGAUCGCGUCCAUCGUGAGCUGCGCCAUCAUCUUGCUCAUGUCCAUGGCGUUCCUUAGCUGCUGCCUCCUCAAGUGCGUGAAGAAGAGCGAGCAGCGGCGAGCCAACAGGACGGCACAGCUGUGGUACCAGCUGAGAGGCGAGGACCUGGAGACCGUGCAGGCCGCCUACCUGGGCGUCAAGGGACACAACCACCACCCCAGCAGCAGUGGCGGAGGCAGCAAGCCAGGGCGGCAGCAGCACAGCCAGGCCCACGACAACCGCAGCUUUGCCGUAGACCUCAGUGACGGCAUCAGAGAGCUGGCCAGUGUGACCCAUGGUGUGGACAAAGACCCCUGGACUUCUAGGCCGGGUGCUCCGGGCUCCAGUGACCCCUCUAGCUCCCCGUGCACCUGCAUGGUGGUCCACACGGUGAACUCAAUGGGACCACCAGGAAUGCCCACAAGGCCUUCGGUAUACCUCCCAGGAUGACCUCACCAGCUGGUGGCCUGCAUCACAACGCAUGUCCAGCUGGAGACGGGUCUGGUCAUCUCCAGGUGUAGGGAGCCCAUGGGGAUCAAGCUUGCCCUGAAGGUGGUCUGUCUGCAUCCGCUCACUGGACGGCUGCUGGACAAACGUGGUUCAGUAGCCACCCUUCAACCAGCGUUCUUUUGAAGAGACUGCAAGACAUUUUAAACAAGUACGAUGUUGCAUAGUAAAAUAAAAGUAAAUGGUAAUAAGGCACUUUUCAGCAACUCGGCAUUUCCUGGGCCUAUCAUAGAUGUGCUGCCUGGGCUGAAAAGACCAGUAAGUUCUAUUACAUCUCUCUGGGUCAAUGAGGCUCAGCUUUUGAAACAACCAACCUUGAAGUCUUGGAUUCAGA